AAAAGAUUAGUAGGAAAGUGAUUGUACUUUAUCAGUACAAUCCAUAACUAACAUUAAGGGGGGGCAUGCAUGUCCACCCAAUAUUCAUAUUAGAUUAAUGGUUGAUUGUUGAAUAAUGUUUUCUGUGACACAAUGUUUUUAUACAUUUGUACAUGUUGUUGUUAUUAUUUACUUGUAUUUAUUUAUAUAUUUAUUUGUAGGAGAACAGCCAUAUUUUGUGUAUGUGUAUAUGUCACUACUUUUAAUUUAUUUUAAUUUAUUUAUUUAUUUUUAGUCCCCCAAUGCUGAAUAUGUGACUGAAAUGAAAAACUCUGUAAACCACUAUUAAAUCAUUGGUAAAUUAGGAAAAAAUCUUCACCAAAGUUCAUCAAAGUUCAAUUUCAGUCUCUAAAAUUAAACUUUUGCCCCGAUACUGCUUAUGUUUCAGGCUUGAAAGUUGAAGAUUGUGUGAUGAUUUGUUAGGAGUUGGAAAUUUUUUCUGACUAUUUCAUUCUCUAUGUCUCAUACACAUCUACUCUCUUUCUCACUCUGUGCUGAUGAUGUGGGGCUUCUUUUCUGUGAGUCUGCUGAACACGGCAUGUUUCAUUGUGUCAGUGUAAUCCUUACAGACUCAGCGCCAGGGUAUAAGAGCUGCGGGCAUGGCCAGACGCAAACACUCUCAGAGUGAACCCUGGGUACGGACACACACUCACUGAACACAGGUAAGACAGCAGAAUAUCCACUCACAUACACAUAAAACUUUAACCUAACAACUUGGAGAGUAUAAGAGGGUUGGUUUUGAUUUGCAUCACCAUAAUGAACACCACCACCCCACACUUCCCCUUUGCCCCUACCACUUUGUUUCCCCAAAGACCCACUAUAUCCAUUCCAAACAUAUAUUUUUGACUUUUUCAUCUCCUAAAACACUUUAUCCCUCUCUUUCAGCAUAGACAGGAUCAAAUAUUAUGUAUACUAGAGGUUGCCCCUCCCAUUUCUUUAUUAUUUUAUAUUAGUUAUAUGAAUUUCCUUUUUAUUAAUUCUCUAUUUUUAAUUUUACCUCAGGCAUCAUGUCUUCCAGCGGAGAAAAAAAGACCGCCUCCCAGACCGACGGCAAGGCAGCCCAGAGCAAGAAGUCCGAGAUGGGCAUGAUGUCCUACAGGAUGUAUGUGUUUGACCAGGAGAACUUCCAGGGACGCAUGAUUGAGAUCAACGCCGAGUGCAUGAACGUUUGUGAUAUGGGCAUGGACAGAGUUCGCUCACUACGUGUGGAGUGUGGACCUUUUGUGGGCUUUGAGCAGAUGAACUUCUGCGGUGAGAUGUACAUCCUGGAGAAGGGCGAGUAUCCUCGUUGGGAUUCUUGGAGCAACUGUCAGAAGAACGAUUACCUGCUUUCCUUCAGACCUGUCAGAAUGGACCCUGAGAAGCACAAGAUCUGCCUGUAUGAGGUUGGUGAGUACAAGGGCCGCAAGAUGGAGAUCAUGGAUGAUGACGUUCCCAGCCUGUUCUCCUACGGAUUCACCGACAGAGUUGGCAGCAUCAUGGUCAGCUGUGGAACCUGGGUGGGCUAUCAGUACCCCGGAUACCGUGGCAGCCAGUACCUGCUGGAGAAGGGUGAAUACAGACACUUUAACGAGUAUGGCGCCCGUUGCCCUCAGUUUCAGUCUGUGAGGCGUAUCCGUGACAUGCAGUGGCACCCGCACGGCUGCUACACCAUGGCCAGCAAGUGAGGGCCAGACCCGGAGAGGAAGAGGAGAGGUGAAGUAGAGGGAGAAGGGCGCAAGAGAAAGGAGACGAGGAGAGACGUCUGAGAGGCUGCAUCUUCCCCAUGCCACUGUUAUGAAGGGCGGAUGUUUUCGAGGUGACAGACUCCCUGACUCACAUUGCAGUCUGUGUCUGUCGAGCUGUUAAAGCCCAGCAGGGCAGUGAUUCUCCCAGGCCUCUUAGUGUCUCUGUGUAGGGUGGAGGCACCGAUAAACACACUUCCCUCUUCCUCCCUAGUUCCUCUCUUCUCUUUCUCUCCUGCAUCAUGGCUUCUUUUCUUUCCUUCCAUAAUUUAUUUACAUUUUUUUGUCAUCCGUUCUAUACCCUGCCCACAUCCCCCUUUUCCCCAGGAGGAUGGAAAGAGAGAGGGAGAAAUUAAGGGAUGAGGAGAGUGAAGCUCUUGUGCCCUAGAAAUCUCUCUUUGCUUGCUGUACAGAUUCCUGGUCACCUUUUCAAUAAAAACCUAAAAGCUUGAUAACAAAUUUUGUCUUUGUCAAUCUGUUCAUGUCAUGCAUAUAUAAUCAUGGCUGUUAAUAAUAAUCAUGAGGCCCAGAAUGAAAUUUGCACUAUAUGAAGGACAGCAGUGUAUUUUCACAGGAGUGUGAAAUGUAAUGUCAGUUUACAUGUUGUGGGUUUACAUCCUGAUUUUUAAAGCAUUUUAAUUAAGUUAGAUUAUUUUAAUAUCAAUUAUUUUAAAUAAUAGUAUGCUAAAUACAGUACGUCUAUGCCAAAAGUCCCCAGAUGGUCUUACCGUAGAUUUUUUUGAUGUAGGCUAUGGAUCCGUGGCUGAUAUCGCCCACUGUCCAUUGCGCUUUGGAUGAUUCGGUUCAACUACAAACACGAAAAAAAGAGCCAGCUGCUAUAGGCCUACCUUUGACGCAUACGGGAUGCCUCACAUUACCGUAAAAAAGACACGCCAGACAGUAAAAACGUCCACGGGGCCGGUCAAGGAAAAGCCUUUCUCUGAUAGCCUAUUAUUAAAAGUGCCUCAACAGGGGCACGUUCAAGCUCAAACCGGUGCGCAACGUUUUGCUACGGUUUCCGGGUUGAACGACAUGUUUCCUGGAAACGGUGUGCAACGGGUUUGAGAUACGUUUUCUCUUGUUUGGUGGGUGUGUCAAAACUGUCAGCACAAUCAGCAACAGCAUGUACAUAAACCACGCGGUAUUAAAGAGACAGCUCGCACAAUGGGUAUGAAUGUAACAUAAAAGUACUAUACAUAUUUAUAUAUUUUGCUAAUGUAUUUUAGAGUGACACUUUCAUAAACUUUUCUAUUCUCCUCUGAUUAUAUAAUGGUAAAUAUUACAAUAUCAUAGCACAACAAUAGUGAUCAUCAAUAAUGAUAAGCCUAAUACUCACAAUAAAAAAUAAUAAGGUCAUAGAUCAUAACACAGUCUCGGAGGUAAGAAGUGGAUUAUCCUUCAUCUGAAAUGUUUG
Molecule: messenger RNA, 3177 nt
Organism: Ctenopharyngodon idella (grass carp)
Lineage: Eukaryota; Metazoa; Chordata; Actinopteri; Cypriniformes; Xenocyprididae
Gene: crybb1l1
Product: crystallin, beta B1, like 1
Exons: 5
Coding region: 1047-1706 (219 amino acids)
Biological process (GO): visual perception; lens development in camera-type eye
Molecular function (GO): structural constituent of eye lens
Source: RefSeq, a predicted model, not a curated record